Messenger RNA from Monoraphidium neglectum, 567 nucleotides. RefSeq lists its product as hypothetical. The record is from RefSeq and is a predicted model, not a curated record. The transcript is spliced from 8 exons. Lineage: Eukaryota; Viridiplantae; Chlorophyta; Chlorophyceae; Sphaeropleales; Selenastraceae. Bases 1 to 567 code for a protein of 188 amino acids.
AUGAUGCUUUCAAGCUCGGGCGUACGUGCGUCCUGUGCGCGCUACCUGUCCAGGCAGGCGCCGUUGCGAUGCAUGGCAAUGGCAACGCCGUCGGUGCCGACCCUCAACCUGGCUAACUGCGUGGACAAGGCGCACGAAGGCAAGGCACUCAGGGAGAUCAUCAAGCUGACCCCGGGCGCCCUUCAAGGCCUCAAGGAGGGCGCGGCCGACGACAUGCUGGGAGCCCUGAAUGUGAAAACUAUCGAAGCGUUGGGGACGUGGAAGCAUUACCGCCUCGCGAAGGCCAUCUUGGUGCUGGCAGACACAGAGGUGGCCGGCAAGCGUCUUGAGGGCAGCGGCGCCAACAUCAACAGCGGCGUGGACAAGGCGUUUGAGAACUACAGCUUCCAGGAGCUGCUGGAUGCGCCGCCCUCGGCGCUGCAGGGCCUCGCCCAGUGGAGCGACACGACGCUGGCCCAGCUGCGCAUCAAGACCAUCAAGGACCUCGCGCAGUGGAAGUUCGCACGGUGGGCCGAGGCCCUCACCAUUGCGGCUGAAUUUGAGAACCCCGAGGGCGGCUCGCGGUGA